UUGUUGCUGUUUAGUGGAUGGCUGUCUAAACAAUAACAAAAGACAGCCUCCAUCAAUGCAAAUUUCAAUUUUCAAUAAUAGUAUACAUUAUAUAUAAUACUCGUAUAUGAUCGUCACUGCUUUGCUUUUCCAUCCCAAAAUUCGCCAUCUCUAGCAUUUAAUUAAUUUCGUUUUCUAGCAUAUAUAAAAGAACAGAAAGAUGGCGGAUCCAAACACAAUUAGGACAGUUGUAGGAAUUAUUGGUAAUGUCAUUUCUUUCUUCCUCUUCCUGUCCCCAGCGCCAACAUUUGUGAAAAUUGUGAAAGCAAAGUCUGUGAUGGAAUUCAAUUCCGACCCGUAUGUAGCAACUAUACUCAAUUGUGCAGUGUGGGUAUUUUAUGGUAUGCCCUUUGUUCACCCUGACAGCCUUCUUGUCAUCACCAUUAAUGGAUUUGGUCUCUGUAUUGAGUUGUUCUACGUCGCCAUCUUCUUCAUCUACUCCGAUUGGGCUAAGCGCCGAAAGAUCAUAAUUGCUUUGAUAAUUGAAGCAAUCUUCAUGGCGCUCCUCAUCUUUGUUACACUAACAUUCCUCCAUGGCACCAAGGAUAGAUCCAUGCUUAUAGGAAUUGUUGCUAUAGUCUUCAAUGUCAUCAUGUACACCUCACCACUAACAGUCAUGAAGAAAGUGAUCACCACCAAGAGUGUGAAAUACAUGCCAUUUUACUUGUCACUAGCAAACUUUGCUAAUGGCAUCGUUUGGUCAGCCUAUGCACUCCUCAAAUUUGAUCCCUACAUCCUGAUACCCAAUGGACUGGGAUCAUUAUCUGGAUUAGUGCAGCUGGUCCUCUAUGGAACAUUUUACAAAACUACCAAUUGGAACGAAGAUGAUCAAAAAGAAGUUGAACUCAGCAAUUCCAAAUCCUCCAAGUCAGAUGUCUGAUAAACGAAGGGCAGAGGAAAAACUCCCACACUAAUUUUCUAAGUGUAUAUAUACGGUGUGAUAAAGAGAGAAAUAGAAAGGAAAAAAAAAAAAAGUUUACCAUUUCAAUAGUACAGAAAACAAAAGUCUACCCUUUUCACUUCAUUCCAUUGUACAGGAAAUGAUUUAUCAAAAUAAACAAUCAUUGUGCUCAUAUACCAAAAAUAUAUGUAUGAGAUACUUGAUUAUCAUUA
Messenger RNA from Lycium ferocissimum, 1152 nucleotides. RefSeq names its product bidirectional sugar transporter SWEET5-like. Gene Ontology annotation, cellular component: membrane. The record is from RefSeq and is a predicted model, not a curated record. The coding region runs from base 200 to 919 and encodes 239 amino acids. NCBI's taxonomy places the organism in Eukaryota, Viridiplantae, Streptophyta, Magnoliopsida, Solanales, Solanaceae. Gene Ontology annotation, molecular function: sugar transmembrane transporter activity. Gene Ontology annotation, biological process: carbohydrate transport. The transcript has 6 exons.